Camelus dromedarius (Arabian camel) is the source of this 10091-nucleotide messenger RNA. RefSeq names its product trinucleotide repeat containing adaptor 6C (gene TNRC6C). The transcript is spliced from 23 exons. Gene Ontology annotation, biological process: miRNA-mediated post-transcriptional gene silencing; positive regulation of nuclear-transcribed mRNA poly(A) tail shortening. The record is from RefSeq and is a predicted model, not a curated record. The coding region runs from base 1588 to 7488 and encodes 1966 amino acids. Gene Ontology annotation, molecular function: RNA binding; protein binding. NCBI's taxonomy places the organism in Eukaryota, Metazoa, Chordata, Mammalia, Artiodactyla, Camelidae. Gene Ontology annotation, cellular component: nucleoplasm; P-body.
AUUAUUUCUUUAAAUCUCUCUAUAGAGAAUUGGAGAUAUGCAGCAGCAUGAGAUUAUCUUAAUUGCUACCUAGAAAUUCAUUGAGUAAAAUCCAGUAUCCUUUGAGACUUCUGCUUCUUGCUAAGGCAGACUAGCUGUAUUAGACCACCCUGCUCCCAAGAACUAAAAAAGCUAAGUAGAACAUUAAAAGCAACUAUUUGAAGGCAUUGGAGGCUACCAGGGCAUUCAGGACUUCGAGGGGCCAAGAUUUCCCCCCAAAGAAGGGAGAUCUGAAAAGGCAGAGUAAACAUUUGCUGCCAUAUGACCCCUGAGAGGCCAUUGCCAAGUCAAAAGCCAAGACUGAAAAGCUGAACAGAAAACUGAGGCUGAGAAGCUAAGUAGAGUGUUCCGUUCUGGGGGUAGGGGGGACAUGAAAGGGAUGUCAGGGAUGACAGAGAAGGAAGGACCCUGGUAACCAUCCCAGGCUUUUGGUUGGACCUCCCUGGCCCUACUCAACGGAGUUUUACCCUAGGACCAAUGAUGAACAUAAGCAUCUUCCUGAAAUCCACCCUUGCAAAACUGAAACUUAAUUUUGAAUUGGCUAAAAUGGAUUAAAGUGAUUCACCUCUGCUCCAAAGUACCUGUCAGGAGCAGAAGUAAAUGCUCUCUACAGGAAGAAGAUCAUAUCAUCUGGUCUCAGAUAUCUUCACGAUUUUUCCAUGCAGUAACUAACAUUCAGUCGAAAACUAGGCAUGUAAAAAGACUGACAGUCAAGGGGAAAGGCAGGCAACAAGGACACCCACGGAAGAUCUAGCUUUUGGGAUUAUCAGACUUGGACUUUAAGAUAACAUUGAUUAACAUGCUCAAAAAGUCUGAUGACAAAUGGAGUUUCAGGAGAAACCUGGAAACUGUGGGAAAAUAUCGGAAUUGAAAAGUACAGUAACAGAAGGGUUUCAUAGCAGAUUAACUGCAGCUGAAAAGAGCAUUUGUGACCUGGAAGACGGAUUAGAAGAAAAUAUCCACGCUAAAGCACGGACACAAAAGGAUAAAAAAAGGAAAAGAAAAAUCACAUAAGAGACAAAUGGGACACUACUCAAAGUCUAAAAUACUUAUAUUUGGUGUCUUGAAAGGAAAAAGAAUAGGUCAGAAGUAAUAUUUAAAGAAAUAAUGGCUGAGAAUCUUCCAAAACUGAUGAAAGUUAUCAGGCCAUAGAUUUUGGAGUCACUGUGGACCUAACCAAUGUUUUUUUUUGUUUGUUUGUUUUAAAGAAAGGAGGGAAGAGAUGGAGGGAGGAAGGAAGAAAGAAGGAAACGGAGGAAAGGAAAAAUUGCUAAAAAACCAAAGGCAGUCUUAAAAUUAGCCAUACGAGGCAAAAGAUGCAUUACCUUCAAAGGAGUAAUUAAUGAUUGACUUUGCAGAAGAAAUGGAAACAGGAAGACAAUGGAAUGAUGUCUUCAAAGUGUUGCAAGAAAAUAACUGCCAACCUGGAAAUUUAUAUCAAGCAAAAAUGAAGUAGAAUAUAGACCUUUCAGAUAGACAAAUAACGUGUGAGAAUGCAUCACCAGAAGAUCCACACUGAAGGAACUAUAAAGAGAGUUCUUCAGGUAGAUGGAAAAUUACCCCAGAUUGAAGCAUAGAGAUUCAGGAAAGAAUCAAGAGCAUUGGAAAAGGGAGAAAGAACAAGAAACACAAAAAGAGGAACGUUUGAUGGAAGAAAAGAAAAAGAAAAAGCAGGAAGAAAAGAAAAAGAAGGAAGGUGCUCAGAAAAAGGCUGCUGAUCAAAAAACCAAAGUGCCAGAACCUACUAAGACCUGUUCAAGCCAGCCCCCACCUGCCGGGACCAGUACCAGUACUUCCACCAGCACUGUCGCCAGCAGCAGCAAUGGCAAACGCGCGUCUGCCAGCGGCCAGCAGCCGGCUGCGUCCCGCUACCUGCCCCGCGAGGUGCCUCCACGCUUCCGCCAGCAAGAACAGAAGCAGCUGUUAAAGAGAGGUCAGCCGCUGCCCGCCGGGGCUCUGACCAGCGUGAGCCCGACCCAGGGUGCUGGGCCUGCAGGGCCGAGCCCCCCUCCCCUGCCGGGAGCCGGAGCACAGCAGCCCCCCAGCAAGCCCCACCCAGAUCUCAGUCACAGUGGACUGGCAGAUCAUUAUGAAAGUUCCCACUGGGGACAGCAGCCCACUUACAGAGGUGAAGCCACCUGCAGCUGGGAUAAAGUGAUAAUAGACAGGACGGAUAAGGAGGCGUGGCCUUCCAUCACAGGGGCAGAGACUGAGUCUGCCUCAGAAUGUACGUCGGACACUGACUCUGCCUCCCACUGCGGCUCAGAGAGCAGUAGCAUGGCUACCGGGGGCGCGCAGGGCAGCUUCGCCGGCCACAGCAAGAAGGCCAGCGGCAGCACUGGCACCAACGGCGCGCUCGUCCAGAGCCCCCCCGCCCAGAGUGCCCUCGGAGCCGGGGGAGCCGGCAGCGGCAGCGCGGCCCGAGCGUGGGGCGUGGCCCACUGCUCCCUCGGUGGCGGGGAUGGGAAAAUGGACACCAUGAUCGGAGACGGGAGAGGUCAGACCUGCUGGGGUGCCUCCAACUCCAAUGCUGGCAUUAAUCUCAACCUUAACCCCAACGCCAACCCAGCUGCCUGGCCUGUACUCGGGCAUGAAGGAACUGUGGCAACGGGCAGCCCUUCCAGUAUUUGCAGUCCGGUCAGUGCCAUCGGUCAGAACAUGGGCAACCAGAAUGGGAGCCCCGCAGGCACUUUGGGUGCUUGGGGGAACUUGCUGCCGCAAGAGAGCACAGAACCACAAACGUCCACUUCUCAGAAUGUGUCUUUCAGCGUACAACCUCAGAACCUUAACACUGAUGGACCAAGUAACACUAACCCCGUGAACCCUUCACCAAACCCUGUCAGUGCAGUGCAGACGAACGGACUGCCGAACUGGGGCAUGGCUGUCGGUGUGGGGACCAUCAUCCCGCCCCACCUGCAAGGCCUUCCUGGUGCUAACGGAUCAUCAGUCUCUCAAGUCAGCGGGGGUGGUGGUGGCGAAGGAGUCAGCAGCUCCGUGUGGGGACUGUCCCCCAGUAACCCUGCCACAGGAAAUAGCAGCUCUGGGUUCAGCCAGGGGAGUGGAGACACUGUGAACUCAGCAUUAAGUGCUAAGCAGAACGGAUCCAGCAGUGCUGGGCAGAAAGAAGGAAAUGGAGGGAACGCCUGGGAUUCGGGGCCUCCUGCCGGCCCUGGGAUCCUCACCUGGGGAAGGGGCAGUGGCAGCAGCGGUGUUGGUAACAUCCAUUCGGGAGCUUGGGGCCACCCUGGCCGAAGCACCUCGAAUGGGGUGAACGGGGAGUGGGGAAAGCCCCCAAACCAGCAUUCCAACAGCGACAUCAGCGGGAAAGGAUCAACAGGGUGGGACAGUCCGAGCGCGGGCGGCCAGAACCCUGCCACACAGCCCGGCAGCGAGCACGCGAGCUCAUGGGCCAAAGCUGCGUCUUCCGGAACCACAGCGAGUGAAGGCGGCAGCGAUGGUUCAGGCGGUCACAACGAAGGAGGUGCCGGGAGGGAAGGAGCCGAAGGCCGACGGCGAGACAAAGGGAGUGUAGACCAAGGGCACAUCCAACUGCCAAGGAGCGACCUCGACCCCAGAGUCCUGUCCAAUACUGGCUGGGGACAGACUCCAGUAAAGCAGAACACUGCCUGGGAAUUUGAAGACUCCCCUCGGUCUGAGAGAAAGAGUGACAAUGGGACAGAGGCCUGGGGCUGUGCAGCCACUCAGCCGUCACACUCAGGGGGGAGGGGCGAUGGGCCCAUCACGGACAGUGCAAAUACCUCUUCAGUGUCUGGGUGGGUCAGCUCACCACCGGCCGCUGGGCCAGCAAGCACAGGCUGGGGAGACGGCAGCAACAAAGCGCCAAACGGCCCAGGGGUCUGGGGGGAUGCGGUAAGCUCUACUGCUGUUAGUAAUGCUGCUGCUGCCAAGAGCGGCCACGCUUGGAGCGGGACCGUGAAUCAGGAGGACAAGUCGCCCACCUGGGGCGAGCCUCCAAAAUCCAGAUCUCAGAACUGGGGAGAUGGACACAAAUCGAACCCAGCCUGGAGCGCAGGAGGGGGAGAUUGGGCCGAUUCGUCUUCUGUCCUUGGACACUUGGGGGAUGGGAAGAAAAAUGGCCCCGGCUGGGAUGCUGACAGUAAUCGAUCAGGGUCAGGUUGGAAUGAGGUUCCCAGGUCGGGGACCAGCGGCUGGGGCAAUGGCACAAAUGCGAAGGUGAAUCCAGGGACGAGCUGGGGAGAGUCUUUAAAGCCCAGCCCCCAACAGAACUGGGCGAGCAAACCCCAAGACAGCAACGCGAGUAACUGGGGAGGAGCUGCUUCCGUUAAACAGACAGGAACAGGGUGGAUCGGGGGGCCGGUCCCUGUCAAGCAGAAGGACAACAGUGAGGCCACAGGCUGGGAGGAACCUUCUCCACCAUCCAUUCGACGCAAAAUGGAAAUUGAUGACGGUACCUCAGCUUGGGGCGACCCAAGCAACUACAACAAUAAAACUGUAAACAUGUGGGACAGAAACAACCCGGGCAUCCAGAGCAGUGCCACGGCCAGUACCAACACCACCACCACCACCACCACCACGAGCAAUGGCGCCAACGUGGCCGAGGCGCCGCCGGCCCACCAGGCCAGCGCUCAGCUCAACCGAUCGCCGCUGCUCGGUCCAGUUUCAUCAGGCUGGGGAGAAAUGCCUAAUGUUCAUUCAAAGGCAGAAAACUCUUGGGGAGAACCAUCCUCCCCUUCCACCCUGGUUGAUAAUGGCACAGCGGCCUGGGGCAAGCCGCCCAGCAGCGGCAGCGGCUGGGGGGACCAGCCCACCGAGCCAGCAGUGACGUUUGGAAGAGCCAGCGCCCCCGCUGCCGCCCCAGCCCUGUGCAAACCAGCUUCAAAAUCUAUGCAAGAAGGCUGGGGCGGCGGCGGGGAUGACACGAGCCUGGGCGCCAGCCAGUGGGAAGACGAGGACGGCGGCAUGUGGAACAGCGCUGCUUCCCAAGAGAGCGCCUCCUCCUGCAGCCCCUGGGGGAACGCCCCCAAAAAGGGGCUCCUGAAGGGCAUGAAAACAUCUGGCAAACAGGAUGAGGCGUGGAUCAUGACCCGGCUGAUCAAACAACUCACAGACAUGGGAUUCCCGAGAGAGCCGGCUGAAGAGGCCUUGAAGAGCAGCAACAUGAACCUCGACCAGGCCAUGAGCGCUCUGCUGGAAAAGAAGGUGGACGUGGACAAGCGUGGACUGGGAGUGACCGACUACAAUGGGAUGGUCACCAAACCCCUUGGCUGCCGCCCGCCAAUCUCCAAAGAGUCUUCCGUGGACCGCCCCACCUUCCUGGACAAGCUCACGCUUUCUUUCCCCAAUCAGGAUGGCGGCCUCGUGGAAGAGCCCACGACUUCACCAUUUUUGCCUUCACCAAGCCUGAAGCUCCCCCUUUCCAACAGUGCACUCCCUAAUCAGGCCCUGGGCGGGAUUGCCUCAGGGCUGGGCAUGCAAAACUUGAAUUCUUCUAGACAGACCCCGAGUGGCAAUCUGGGCAUGUUUGGCAGCAGCGGAGCAGCACAAGCCAGGACCAUGCAGCCGCCGCCGCCGCCGCCCGUGCAGCCCCUGAGCUCCUCCCAGCCCAGUCUCCGCGCUCAAGUGCCUCAGUUUCUAUCCCCUCAGGUUCAAGCACAGCUUUUGCAGUUUGCAGCAAAAAACAUUGGUCUCAACCCUGCACUAUUAACCUCGCCAAUUAACCCUCAGCACAUGACGAUGUUGAACCAGCUCUACCAGCUGCAGCUGGCGUACCAACGUUUACAGAUCCAGCAGCAGAUGUUACAGGCCCAGCGUAACGUUUCCGGACCCAUGAGACAGCAGGAGCAGCAAGUUGCGCGCACAAUCACUAACCUGCAGCAGCAGAUCCAGCAGCACCAGCGCCAGCUGGCCCAGGCCCUGCUCGUGAAGCCGCCGCCGCCCCCGCCGCACCUGUCUCUGCACCCCUCUGCAGGCAAAUCGGCCCUGGACAGCUUCCCCCCGCACCCCCAGGCCCCCGGCCUCCCCGACCUGCAGACCAAAGAACAGCAGUCUUCACCCAACACCUUUGCUCCUUACCCUCUCGCUGGACUGAACCCAAACAUGAAUGUCAACAGCAUGGACAUGACUGGUGGUCUGUCGGUGAAGGACCCGUCUCAGUCCCAGUCCCGCCUCCCUCAGUGGACACACCCCAACCCGAUGGACAGCUUACCCGGUGCUGCUUCCCCACUCGACCAGAACCCCAGCAAGCAUGGUGCUAUCCCUGGAGGUCUCAGCAUUGGGCCUCCAGCUAAGUCCUCCAUCGACGACUCCUAUGGCCGGUACGAUUUAAUCCAGAGCAGUGAGUCACCAGCCAGCCCUCCUGUAGCUGUUCCCCAUAGCUGGUCACGUGCCAAAUCUGACAGUGAUAAAAUCUCAAAUGGCUCCAGCAUCAACUGGCCCCCAGAAUUCCAUCCUGGAGUUCCAUGGAAAGGACUUCAGAACAUAGAUCCCGAGAAUGACCCAGACGUCACUCCUGGAAGUGUCCCCACCGGGCCCACCAUCAACACCACCAUCCAGGAUGUCAACCGCUACCUCCUCAAGAGUGGAGGGUCCUCCCCACCAUCAUCUCAGAACGCCACGCUGCCUUCCUCGAGUGCCUGGCCGCUCGGUGCCUCCGGCCACAGCCGCGCUCUCAGCAGCAUUGCGCCCGCGCCUAGUAUCGCAGGUAAACUGUCAGACAUUAAAUCGACGUGGUCCUCCGGCCCUGCCUCCCACACGCAAGCCUCUCUGUCUCACGAACUGUGGAAAGUGCCCAGAAACACUACUGCACCCACAAGGCCGCCUCCAGGGCUCACCAACCCCAAGCCUUCCUCCACCUGGGGAGCCAGUCCCCUCGGCUGGACCAGCUCUUACUCCUCGGGGUCUGCCUGGAGCACCGACACCUCAGGAAGGACGAGCAGCUGGCUGGUUCUCCGCAACCUCACGCCCCAGAUCGACGGCUCCACCCUGCGGACGCUGUGUUUGCAGCACGGGCCUCUCAUCACAUUCCACCUGAACCUGACGCAGGGCAACGCCGUGGUCCGGUACAGCUCCAAGGAGGAAGCCGCCAAGGCCCAGAAGUCCCUGCACAUGUGUGUCCUGGGAAACACUACCAUCUUGGCCGAGUUCGCUGGCGAGGAAGAAGUGAACCGCUUCCUGGCCCAGGGCCAGGCGCUGCCGCCCACCUCCAGCUGGCAGUCCAGCAGCGGGGCCGGCCAGCCGCGGCUGGGCGCCUCGGGCAGCUCCCACAGCCUAGUGCGGAGCGACGCCGGCCACUGGAACCCCCCGUGCCUGGCCGGCAAAGGGAGCGGCGACCUGCUGUGGGGCGGGGUCCCCCAGUACUCAAGCAGCCUGUGGGGCCCCCCCAGCAGCGACGACGGCAGAGUCAUCGGAAGCCCCACCCCUCUGAACACGCUGCUCCCCGGCGACCUGCUCAGCGGGGAGUCCCUCUAGCCCCAGGACCCCGGGCACCCCCAUCAUCAGCACUGGGGGGGAGCUGACCCUUUCCAGUCCGGCGUCGCUGAGGACCCGCUUGCCCCGAGCAGCCCGGCAGCCCUUUCGAGUACCUCUGUCCAGUACUGCAGACGAACCUUGGCCGCAGCCCUUGCGAACUGUUCCCGAGACAGUGCGGGCUGCGCGGGGUCAGUGUCACGUGGAAUGACAGGAUGCUUCUCACAGCUUUUUAUUUUGUGUCGUCCUAUGUUUGUACGGUGUGUUGUCAUUUUGAUUUUUUAAGUAUAAAAGCUGCUUAGAAUAGUUCUAUCAUGAAGGGCACUUUUCAGAUUGUGGGCUGGAAAGGGUUAUUUUAUCAAGGGGGGAGGGCGGGAGGGAGACGAGAAAGCCUAUUUAAAACGAGCCUGUGACGAUUAUGCACAUUACCAGAGGCGGACCCCGUAAUCAGGGGGAGCUGGCGCCCACCCCUGGGUGCGGUCCCGGCGGCCCGGACCAGGAGCCGAGCGGAAGGAGCGGGCUGCGAUCUGUUCUCCGUUCCCACGGAGCCGCCUAUGCACAUUUCCCUUGUUUCAUUACUUUUUCAUGUCAUUUUUUUUUAAUCCCAAAAAAUAUUUUUUAAAAGUUAAAAAAAAAAAAGAGACAUAUCAAACAUGCAAAUACUUGAAUCCAGCAGGCCAAUAAUGAAAUGUGAACACUUUCUAAGUCUAAUUCUACACUUCCAGGUUGACAUCAGUACGCAGAAACAGGCUCUAGGAAAAAUUUCUAAGUUCACAGCCUAUGUGUGUGAGUGUGUGUGUGCGCGCGUGUGUGUGUGUUGAAACAGAAUGUGUGUGCACGUGCGUGUACGUGCACACUUUCUGUGUUCGUGUGUUAAGUGCGUGAAGGAUUUAACUGUGGGUUUUCCCUUUUUUCAGUAUGUGCGCUUUUUUUUUUUUUUGGCGCAUUGGUCAAACGUUUGUUAUUAUUAAUUAGCUUCUAACUUUGCACUGAGUGUCCCUGCCCUUCCUUUAGCUAAUCCUAUACAUUAAAGAAAAUUCAUAGGACAGGGCCGGUGACAAUUCAUGUGUAAAUGUUUACUCAAGGACUCUGUUAUUGCGUUUAAAAAUUACAGUGUAUAUCUCUGGAGAAAUAAUAUGUAUACCUACCUUUAGCAGCUUUUUAUUGUGGACUCAUGCAAGAAAAUUAUUACCAGAGUAUUGCACCAUUUUUCCAUUUGGAAUAUAAAGUUAAAGAGAAAAACUCUUGCUGAACUGUGGCCAUAGAUACUUGCUUGUAGAGGAUGGAUGGUUCCGCGGGAGGAGCGGAGACAAGCACUUGGACGUGGGUUGUGACUGCUUCGGAGGGGCCCGGGGUUAGGGCUCCCACCUGUUUACAGACCUUUUUUUUCUCCUUCAGACUUUAAAAAAAUUUUAAAAAGGAAUUAAAAAAAAAAAAAAGACUUCCGUCGUAAAGAAAACUAUUUUCAGAAUGCAGACCCGCUACUUCAGAGCUCUGGGAUUGAACAGUGUUGUUUCCCCUCGGCCAUCGUCAUGGACUCUGUCGACUGUCCCUUCUUCGAGGUGACGAGUUGUGGUCACUGUCUUGCACACGCGGGUGCGCUCUCAGGAAAGCCAGGGUUCCCGAGGGGCGGCUCCACACCAUUUCAUGUAUUUUGUAACCCAACUCCUAGCACUGAAGAUGUUAUUAAAAAACAAACAAAAAUAAAAAAGAAAGAAAAAAAAAGAAAAUAGAAAAAAAAAAAACACAAAGAAGAAAGAUACCUAAUCUCUAACGUGUAGCAGUUACGUAUGUACCAAAUAAUGGACUCAAAGGAGAUAGAUGUUCGAAGAGUGCUUUAUAUAUUAAAAAUCGCUUUAUGUUUUAAAAAUGAUCAAUGUUUUGAUUGUUUGGCAAGAAAGAAAGACAAUGGAGUAACAUACCCUCAAGUAUGUUUAAAAAAAAUAUAUGAACAUUGUGCUCCCUGCCUGCCUGAUCAGGAAACUUGUGCAUUACAUUUUUUUUAAUUAGCUUUUUAAUGGUUUUAUCAAAACAAAACAAAACAAAAAAACAUAAAAAACGAAAAAAAAACAAAAAAAAAAAGAAAAAGAAAGUUCCUGCAAAAUUGCAGAUCAACAAAAGCUGGUUUUAUAGAGGAUCACGAACUAUGCACAAACUGGUUCAAGACUUUUUCUCAAGUUCAGUAGUGUAUUUCGCUAAGAAGACCUUCCUCAGAGUAACUGCAUCUCAUUGCCAUUACACGCGCCCUGUGUGCUGGAUGCACACGCCCCCGUGCACCCGCAUCAGACACACGCGCGUGGCCCAGACGUACAGCUUCCCUGCUGCGUUAGCGUCGAGUCGUAGAGACCUCCUGACAUUUUUAAAUUGGGGAUGGAAGUAAAGAGUUUGUUUUGUUUGUUUUUGUUUUUUGUUGGGUUUUUUUUUUUUUGACCUUUUAUUUUGAAUUAAAGAUGUCUGUAACUCUGAGAUUAAAAAAAAAAAAACAAGUUUGUGGCUUUUAAUGUUUCUCCUCAUAGAAUGUGAUUGUCGAAGAACACGCACCGAAAGUUGCUUUCAAAAGUACAACGCUUUGUUGAAUCUCAAUAAACUGCAAUUUUUUUCUUGGC